Talpa occidentalis (Iberian mole) is the source of this 8938-nucleotide messenger RNA. It is a transcript of the gene KLHL5, whose product is annotated as kelch like family member 5. The transcript is spliced from 12 exons. Gene Ontology annotation, molecular function: protein binding. The record is from RefSeq and is a predicted model, not a curated record. The coding region runs from base 1937 to 3739 and encodes 600 amino acids. NCBI's taxonomy places the organism in Eukaryota, Metazoa, Chordata, Mammalia, Eulipotyphla, Talpidae.
AUUCAGUACACAUUUCCAAGUGUGAUGUGUAUUACACACUGUGUUAGAUUCUGUGAAGAUAAAAAGAUGGAAACUUUACAGCCUUAAUAUAAAAUAUCUCUACUGAACUUUCGCUUCCCCUUUCUCUUUAAACAUUAACAGAAUCUUUCUCCAAUAUGAUAAAAGCUAAUUGUAGAUACUGUUAUACAUUACCCCUCACCCCCUUUUUGGUUUUAGGGAUUAUUUGAGGACUAUUGAAAAUUAAGCUCUUUUAGCUUAAGCAAAUAAAAGAGUGUUUUGUUAGACAAAGGAUAUAACUUUAUGUCACAGAGUCCAAGGGCAGAAAAUGCAGCUACGUCUCAGUGGCAACAGGAUAAUUCAACAAAAAGUUAGGAGUUGAAGCUGCUUUCCUUCUCCAAGUCUUUGUGACUUCUUCCCAGUUUCUUUCUCUGUCCAUGUAUUUCAUUCUUCUUAUUCUGUUGACUGAUUUUCUCUGUUUUGCUUUUAUGUAGGUGUUGAAACCUAAGAUUCACACACCUAAACUAUCUGAGACCUCUAGUAAUUCCAGAAGGAUGGAUUUUUUUUCCCCUAAGUGCCAUAUCUUCUUUUUUUUUUCUGAAGAUUUAUUUAUGCAUACAGGAACAGGUGUACAGGCCAGAGGUGCAGGGUGGAGGUGUUGCGGUGAGAGGAUUCACCAGAGACAGAGUGGGGAACAGAACAGGCAGACUGGCUGAAAUACACUGCAGAGGGAAGCAGCAGGCGAGAUAGGAGAGGUCUGCUGCACCAUGUGGGCAGCUCCCUGGCAGUCUGGGCAUCAAACUCGUGCUACAGAGGCUAUGGAUACCUUCACAGUGCUGUGCUUAAACCCGUGUGUCACCAGGGAGGCCCACCACGUCUUGGUUCUUAAAUGAACCAUUGUCCAAGUUUGGAAAUAAUGAAGUAGUCCCUAAGAUACAGCAAGUUAGAGAAUUUGGCGAUUGCAUAAUAGAGGAGGCAGUUUUAAUCGGUUAGGAUUAAAGAAAUUUGUGAUGCCUUUCCAAAUUCUACUACAAAGCUAUCCUCAGGUUGCAAAUUCUAGUGUGACAGACUGAUUAGGAUAGUCAGGAAAAGAAGCUAAAGCUGGAGCUGACUUGUGCAAACAAUAUUCCCUCUCUGAACACUGGCAAGAGCUAUCUCCAUUGUAAUCUAAGGUCCAAGUUACUGAAUCUAACCCUAGUAGUCAGCUGCCUUUGAUCCCGGUAUAGGGCCUCUGGCUAAUAAUGAAGGAAGAAGGGGGCACUUAAAUGUACUGCCUGGCUCUGCUCUUUUCUGUAAUCCAAAUUGUUCUAGACGCUCUAUCUGGACAUUUUAUUCUGUUGCCAUCUGUCUCCACUAAGUUAGUUUUAGGAAAUUUCCACUCUUUUUCUGUAAGUUAUGUACAGUUAACUUAGUUAGCCAAGUUCUCUUGCAUUCUUUACCUAUGCAGUAUACUUUCUUCCCAUUUGAAAAAUAUCCAUAAUUUCACCUCACCAAAUGGCUAAAGGAAUGUACUAUUAGGAGGUAGUAGGUGUUACCUCAAAGAGGGGAUCUCCAGGAAAAAGAAUAACAACAGAGGAAAGUGAGUAAAACCUGUGUGAGAUUAGGUGGGAUUUGUCAAGGAUGUAUGUUAGGCUAAAAAUAGACAAAAGGAGAAAGGGGAUUGGAUUCACAUUGUAGAACAUCUGGAGUGUCCUUCUAAGGCAUUCUUGUACUCUUGUUGCCAUGCAAAUGAACAGAUCUUCUUAGGUUCAAGGAAACCUUCAGACUCACAAAACAACCAUAGACUUGUUUACUCAGAAGGCUAUCAGCCAACAAGUCAGCAGCAAAUGUUCCUCAUCAGUAGCUGUAAUGCUCACAGCAGUCUGCGUAAGCAGUUCAUGUAGCCAUCUGGGAGACAGCUCUCUAAGUUAAAGCUCAGGCUCAGGGAGACAAAGCUCGUAUGAGGACUUCCAAUAGCAGUCAGACAUUAUCAUCCUGCCAUACUAUGGAGCCAUGUUCAUCAGAUGAAUUUUUCCAAGCGCUUAAUCAUGCUGAGCAAACCUUUAAAAAGAUGGAAAACUAUUUGAGGCAUAAACAAUUAUGUGAUGUAAUUCUAGUUGCUGGUGAUCGCAGAAUUCCAGCUCACAGAUUGGUGCUCUCCUCAGUCUCAGAUUAUUUUGCUGCCAUGUUUACUAAUGAUGUCAGGGAAGCAAGACAAGAAGAAAUUAAAAUGGAAGGUGUAGAACCAAAUUCACUAUGGUCCUUGAUUCAAUAUGCAUAUACAGGCCGCCUUGAAUUAAAAGAAGAUAACAUUGAGUGCCUGUUAUCGACAGCUUGCCUCCUACAGCUCUCACAGGUUGUGGAAGCAUGCUGUAAGUUUUUAAUGAAACAGCUUCACCCAUCCAACUGUCUCGGAAUCCGUUCUUUUGCUGAUGCCCAAGGUUGUACUGAUUUACAUAAAGUGGCUCACAAUUAUACUAUGGAGCAUUUCAUGGAAGUCAUUCGAAACCAGGAAUUUGUAUUAUUACCAGCCGGUGAAAUUGCAAAACUCUUGGCCAGUGAUGAUAUGAACAUUCCUAAUGAAGAGACAAUAUUGAAUGCACUUCUUACUUGGGUCCGUCAUGAUUUGGAACAGAGACGGAAAGAUCUUAGCAAACUUUUGGCUUAUAUUAGACUACCUCUUCUUGCACCACAGGAAAACAAGAAUGCUGAGUAUCAGGAAAUCUGUCAAGGCAAUCAUUCCAAGUUCCUGGCAGAUAUGGAAAAUAAUGCACUUUUUCGAGAUGAUAUAGAAUGUCAGAAACUUAUCAUGGAAGCAAUGAAAUAUCAUUUAUUACCAGAGAGACGACCGAUGUUACAAAGUCCUCGGACAAAACCUAGAAAGUCAACUGUUGGUACAUUAUUUGCAGUUGGAGGGAUGGAUUCAACUAAAGGAGCAACAAGCAUUGAAAAGUAUGAUCUCCGUACAAAUAUGUGGACUCCUGUAGCAAACAUGAAUGGAAGGAGGCUACAGUUCGGGGUUGCAGUUUUAGAUGACAAACUGUAUGUGGUUGGAGGAAGAGAUGGACUGAAGACUUUGAAUACUGUAGAAUGCUACAACCCCAAAACAAAAACUUGGAGUGUGAUGCCUCCUAUGUCCACACAUAGGCAUGGCCUUGGUGUAGCUGUGUUGGAAGGCCCCAUGUAUGCUGUGGGAGGACAUGAUGGCUGGAGCUAUCUGAAUACAGUGGAAAGAUGGGACCCGCAGGCUCGCCAGUGGAAUUUUGUUGCCACUAUGUCCACCCCCAGGAGCACAGUAGGUGUGGCAGUGCUAAGUGGAAAACUUUAUGCAGUUGGUGGUCGUGAUGGAAGUUCUUGUCUCAAAUCAGUUGAAUGUUUUGAUCCUCAUACUAAUAAAUGGACCCUGUGUGCACAGAUGUCCAAAAGGAGAGGUGGAGUGGGAGUAACCACCUGGAAUGGACUGUUGUACGCCAUUGGGGGGCAUGAUGCUCCCGCAUCCAACCUGACCUCCAGACUCUCAGACUGUGUGGAGAGAUAUGAUCCCAAAACAGACAUGUGGACUGCAGUGGCAUCGAUGAGCAUCAGCAGAGAUGCAGUGGGGGUCUGUCUACUUGGUGAUAAAUUGUAUGCUGUUGGAGGAUAUGAUGGACAGACUUACCUUAAUACAGUGGAGGCUUAUGAUCCCCAGACAAAUGAGUGGACCCAGGUUGCUCCACUGUGCCUAGGAAGAGCUGGAGCUUGUGUUGUGACUGUAAAAUUAUAACUUAGUACUUUGUUUUCUAAAUGAAGAUAUCUUCUUCCCUUAUGAAUUUGCUAUAAUUAUUCUACUAUCAAUGGAUCCAUAUUUAGUAAAUGUGCAAUGCCACAUUCCUGGGCACAAAGUGCCUGAUCACAAAGAGAAGAUAUUAGAUACAAGGGGAAGAGUGGAUGAACCAGGAUUUGGUACUUUCACUUCAUAGUAAAAUCAAAACUACAGCUGGAGCAUUGUGAACAUACAUUCCUGACAUAAAAUAGGAGGAAAAUGCACUUCUCUUUAAUACCCAGAGUUAACUGGGAAUUUCAUUUAUUAAUAAUCCAGCCCAUUUUAUUCACAAUAUCCACAUUUCUUUUAUUAUAGUGCAAAUACACCAGAUAAAGCUUUUAAUGUUUUGCUUUGUAACUUCACCAUACAUAAGUUGGAGUAAUCUGUAUUCAUUUAUUUGUUUAGUGACAACCACUAUUUUAAUGACAAAUUAUUAUAUAUAUAUAUAUAUAUAUAUAUAUAUAUAUAUAUAUAUACACACACACACUUUGGUUAUAUAUUUAAUUUCUAAACUGGCUCAGCCCAAUGAAUACAGAAAAAAAAAAUUAAAGAGUCAAAACAACAACCAAAAGAAAACUUGAUAUGCUCUCCGGGCUCUGCUUAAAUAUUCAUUCCAUCUAGAUUCACCAAGAACUUACAUGUCAUGAUAUGCUUAAAUUGGAAUUAAAACAUGGUGUUUGCAUUAACUUUAGGAUAUGCAAAUUUGUGUAGAAAAAAAUGUUAUAUACCCUAUAAUGUUCUUUCACCUAGUAUUUAAUUGUGUGGAUUUGUUUUCUUUUAUAUUAUGGAAGAUGUUUUGAUUUUGUCAAAACUGUUUGGAUAUUCUUAUGUCCUCAAGACUGUAUCUGCCUCGCCUGCCUUGUUUCUUAUGUUUUGCCACAGUUAGUAACCCUUUAUGCUUCUUUGUAAUCAAACAGUUUGGGGGGAAUUGGUUUAAUGAAUGUUUGAAAAAUAAGUUUAAAGUGUUUAUUAUCCAAAGUUUUGUACAUUUGUAAACUCAAUUAAUAUGUGAAUGUUAAUACUCUCAGUGAAUUGUUUAUUGUUUGCAAAAAUGCACUGAGCAGUAACAUUUUGUGAUAAAUGCUGUAAGAUAUAAGUCAUUAGCUUAUAUCUUAACAUAAAGUCAGCAUAAACAAAAUUCUCAUCUUUUAAAAUAUAAUAUUGCGGUUAAUAUGUUUUUGCAUUUUAUAUUAAGGUUGACUUCAUUUUAGUUGCUUUCUUUAAAAAUUACUCUUCUUUUUUUUUUUUAAUGAGCUGAUUUGGAAUGCUCAUGAAUUAUUUCUACCUUGGAACCUAAGAAACUGAGAACUUCUAUUCCCAAAACAAAUCCUGUGAUCGUUUAACUGGUGGGACUGCUAAGAAGGUAAUGGUAGUAGUGAAAAAUGCACUAGUACACAUAUAUUCUUUAUAUUAUGAAUGUGAAUUCAAUUAUUUUCCUGACAAGGAGGGAUCAACUAUAGAGUAUAUUUAUGGGUUUAUGAGUAGGAAGAGAAGGGGAGAAAUUAUAAGAAACAAAACAUUCCUCUUAAGACUGAAGUCUUACAGAAGAAAUAUGGGUCGUCCUUAUAUCCACCAUCCAACAUUGCUUUCUUGACUCUCAGCCUGUCCAGUGAGAUGUCUAGCUGCUCUUUAUUGUUAACUCCAAUUAAUGACUACCUUAUAAGAAGUAAUAUUUGCUAAUGAUUAUUGAAUGCUUAUUAUGAACUAGGAACCAAGUUUUUUUGCAUGAAUGCACUUAAUUCUCACAACAGCCCUUUGAGAUACUAUGAGAUAUAUCCCAUAGGGGAUAUUGUCAUUCCCAUUUUUACAGAUGAAGAAACUAGGCACAAAGAGGUUAACUCCAAGAUUACAGAUAGUGAGUGAGUGACAGAACAGACAGUCCAAUGUGGGCAGUUUGGCUUAGGAGUCCCACCCCUUAUCAUUCCUAUUUCUAGGCAGAAAACAAAAGUUAACAUUUUAUGUGAGGAGUCAUUUAUUUUAAUGAAAAGGAAAAUGAGAAGACUUAUGUUUUUUAGAAGUAAAAUUUGUAACAGUCACACCCUAUCAGAAAUGUUUGGUUCUUUAAUAUGAAUUGGGGUCAAAGGGUGAAUGGAUUUUGGUUAAAACUCUAAUGGAAUUUUAUGUGCAUUUUGCUUUAUAAAAGCAAAUGCAAGAGAACAUGACAUACUUUUCAAGUCUUAUAAAUAUUAAAUGAAUUACAUGCUACGGAACCAUGAACAAAUUUAUUCAUCAAAAAUAAGAUGUAUUGCCAAUGAAUUAGGUAACAUAGAUAAAAUGUACAAAACUAUAAAACACAAAAUACCAAAACUGACUCAAAAUAAGUUUAAAAUCUGAGUAUACCUAUAUCUAGAAAGUUAUUGAAUUAAUAAUCAAAAACCCAACAAAGAAAGUUCAGGAUUAGAUGGCUUCACUAGUUAAUUAUACCAAACAUUUAAAGAAAAGCAUCAAUUCUUACUAAAUUCUUCAAAAAAAAGACUUAGAAGAGUGAACACUUCCUAAUUUAUUAAUUCUGUAAGGCCAGCAUUACCUUGAUAACAAAACCAGACAAAGACACAUUCUACACACAAACUAAGGUUUAUUGCUUGAAUACAGGGAAUGUUCAACAAACGAAAAUCAGUGAAAUAACAAGGAAAAAAACACAUGAUCAUAUCAAUUGAUAAGAAAAAACACUUGACAGAAUCAAACACCCUUUCCUGAUAAAAAUACUCAGCAAACUAGGAAACAAGAGAAAUUUCCUCAACCUGUUAAAAGGUAUGAAGAACCCCAACUAAAUGGUGAGAAAUUAAAAGUUUUUCCACUAAGAUCAGGAAAAUGCCCAUCUGACCACACUGCUAGUCAACAUUGUACUAGAAGUUCUAGCCAGAGCAAUUUAAUAGAUGAUAGAUAUAUAUAGAGAGAGAAAAUGAAUUCUGAUUAGAAAGGAAGAAAUAGUCUACAGCCAUACCACCCUGAAUGCACCCGAUCUCAUCUGAUCUCGGAAGCUAAGCAGGCUUGGGCCUGGUUACUGCUUGGUUGGGAGAAAGGAAGAAAUAUGACAAUUUUUAUAUGUAAAUAACAUGAUUCUACAUAUUGAAAAUCCUAAAGAAUCCACCAAAAAUACUUAGAGCUAGUAAGUUCAUAAUGUUGCAGGGUUAACAAUCAACACACAAAGGUCUGUUUAUUUUCAUACACUGACCAAAAAAUUCUGAGAAAGAAACUAAUAAGACCUAACUAAAGAAGACCUAAAAAAAUGGAAAGAUACCCCAUGUCCUUUGGAUAGAAGAGUAAAUAAUAUUAAGAUGUCAGUAUUCCCCAAAUUGCCCAGGGAGUCAAUGCACUCUGUACCAAAAAUCCCAAUGAUAACCUUUUUGCAGAAUGGAGAAAAUUGAUCCUAAAAUUCCUAUGGCAUUUCAGGGGACCAAAAUAAAAACCCUAAAUAAUCUAUAAAAAAAACAAAGUUGGAAAUUUUAUUUUUCAAAAUUUAUUACAAAUCUACAGUAAUAACAGUAUGGUAUUAGUGUAAGGAUAAAAACAGAUCAAUAGCAUAAAAUAAGAGGUACAAUAACAAGUUAUGAUCAAUAUGCUGUGGUCAACAGAUUUUCAACAAGAGUGUGAAGGCCACUCGGUGGAGAAAGAAUAGUCUCUUCAAAAAAUAAUUCUGGAACAACUGUAUAUACAUAUACAAAAGAAUGAAGUCAGACCCUUACAUAUGGAACUGUCAACUCAAAAUAGAUCAAAUUCCUAAACAUAAUAUUGAAAACUCUGAGAAGAAAACUUUAACAUAAAUCAUGACCUUGGACUUGGGCAGUGUUUUCUUAAAUAAGAUACCAAAAACACAAACAAAAGAUAAAUUGAACUUCAUCAAAUUUAAUUUCUGUGAAAAGACAACCCACAGAAUGGGAGGAAAUAUUUUACAAAUCAUGUCUGAUAGGAGUAGUUACCAGAAGACAUAAGGAGCUCCUACACGCCACACCAAAAAGCCAAGCUAAUUUUAAAAUGAACAAAGGGCUUGAAUAGACAUUAAGGAAUAUUAAGUCCAACAAGCAUAAGGAAAACCUGGACAUUAUUGAUCAUUAGGGAGUUGCAAAUCAAAACCACAAGAAGACAUAAUUUCAUACCAUACAAUGGCAAUGAUUUUAAAAACAGAAAAUAUCAAGUGUUGGAAAUUUCUGUAGAGAAACAUUGUACUAGAAGUUCUAGCCAGAGCAAUUUAAUGGAUGAUAGAUAUGACUAGCAGUGUGGUCAGAUGGGCAUUUUCCUGAUCUUAGUGGAAAUUUCUCUUCAGAAAUUGGAACUUUCUUCAUUGCUGGUAGCAAUGUAAAAUGGUGCAGUUUCUGUGAAGAGUGGUACGGUGGUUCCUCAAGAAGUGAAACAAUUACCAUAUGACUCAGCAAUUCCACUUCUGGGUAUAUACCAGAGGAGAAAAGAAAUCUGCAAACUAAUGUUCCAAACAAAACCUUGCAUGUGUAGCAGCAGCAUUCACAGCAGCCAAAAGGUGGAUCCCAAAUUUUCGUCAGGUGAUGAAAUGGAUAAACAAAUUAUACUACACAUAUAUAAUGGAAUAUUUUUCAGCCAUACAUAAAAAAAUAUGAUGUACUAGUACACACUACAAUGUCGCUGGACCCUGAAAACAGUAUGCUAAGUAAAAGAAGCCAGACACACGAGACCACAUAGAUGAUUCCAUUUAUAUACAAUUUCCCAAAUAGUCAAAUCCAAAGAGACAGAAAGCAGAUUAAUGGUUGCCAGGGCCCAGGAGGAAGGAGUGGGGAAUGACUGUUCAGUGUGCAAGGAGUUAGUUUCCUUUUGGGUUGAUGAAAAUCUUCUGUAACUAAUUAGUGGUGAUGGUGUGAAGAUACUAAAUGUCACGGUAAAUCUUCCGUAUAUUUUACGACAAAAAGUUUUAUUAAGUGUUUUAUCAGUUACUUAAAUAUAACAAAAAGCAUUCUAUGCAUAUCACUAGGAUCAAAACUCUGUAUAUUUUAUCCCAAAGGGAAUUUUUAAAUGUAAUUUGUAAGUAAAUGAAUAAAAAACAAUUGACAGAAAUGCUUUUUUGAUCUUAAUUGUAGUCUAAAAGGAAUGUGAGAAACUGACAAACAUAAGGGUAAGUUUAAUUGGGAGCUCUUCCCUAGUGCCUGGCAAACCACAGGCAUUCCUUAAAUGUUAAAAGUCAAAAUAGAUACC